Messenger RNA from Trichechus manatus latirostris (Florida manatee), 871 nucleotides. RefSeq names its product family with sequence similarity 209 member A (gene FAM209A). The transcript has 2 exons. The record is from RefSeq and is a predicted model, not a curated record. Lineage: Eukaryota; Metazoa; Chordata; Mammalia; Sirenia; Trichechidae. The annotation marks the transcript as partial.
UGGCUCUUUUUUGUUGUUGUGCUGUAUGUGAUCCUGAAGUUUCGAGGAGAUAGUGAGAAGAGUAAGGAUCACAAUCUUCCCAGCCUUCGAGGCUGUUCAUUUCGCUCUCCACUAAAGAAAAAUCAAAAUGCUCCCCCAAACAAAGACUAUGCGUUCUCUACCUUAACCCAACUCGAGAUGGACCUUGUGAAAUUUGUGUCCAAGGUGCGGAGUCUUAAAGUUGCUGUGGCAACUAGCAGUAACCUCAGGCUUCAACGCGCAGGCCUGCCUGCAGAUCCAGACAAUAAUGUUACCAUAUAUGAAAUAUGGGGAGAAGAAGAGUCCGACUGAACGCAUUUGUGUGUCCGAGGAGAAGAGAAGAGUUGAGUGUGGACAAACAGUAUACAAACUAAUAAAAUGAUUCUGAAGAAAAAGAAUUCCCUCCUUUGAGACCUUCCUUUUUUUCCCUUGUUUCUUUCUAAUAGAAUUAAAAAUGAACGUGAGACCAGUAACCUUCGUAGUUUUUGUUUUGUUUCUGUCUUUCUUCCUUCUGCUAGGUCUUCGGGUGGUCAGAAGCGUGUGGAAAACUACAUAGGAGCUUAUGAUGAUACCAUUCUUGACCACGGUGCAGCGGCCCAAGUAGGAUGAUAAGGCUUGGGAAAGUGGGGAUAUCAUCUUUAUUGAAACCCUUGAUUUCUUCUUAUAGUACUUAUUUGUACAAAAUGAGUUGGUUUUUAUCCUUACGACUUACUGCAUUACAAAAGACAACUUUAAUUACAGGAUUAAACGAUAAAAUCAGAUGGUUUCGGGGGAACUCUUGAACUCAUUCGAUUCUUUCACCAGUAGAAACGUCCAUUCAUUCCACCUCAUGGAUUCCAUGGCUUGACUUUUU